AUGUCCGGCUUCAAUGCGCUGAACAUCGAAUCUGACGACGAGUCUGAUAUCGAGAUCGACGACACGAAAGAGAUCCAAAUCGAAGAAGCUCUGAAGCUCUACCAGAUCGCCCUCAAAUACCACUCAGAAGGUCCAGAUUCUUUCGCACAGGCAUCCGAAGCAUACCAGGCACUCUUCGACUCCGACAUCUUCAAAUACCCCGAAUCGCAAGCGGAGCUUCAGCGUAUCGAACUUUACGGUGCAGCACCGGAGAUCGACGGACUAUGGGAUGAUGUGGUUUCUGGCUCCGUGACCGCUGCCACCAGUCUAGACACCGGCCCGAGCACUCUACCCCAAGUCCUGCAUCUGUCGCACAAGAACUUCGCUCAGUUCAAAUUGGAUGCACUGGAUGCCAAGCUGGACCAAUUUAAUGUCACGCUCAACCAAGUCCUGGCCGAUGCGCUUGUGGCCUUGGAUCAUUUCGUCAAAGCUCUUGACAAGGAUGACAGUGAUAUCGACCUCUGGCGACGAACGGCAUCCGUUGGCGAGAUUCUGGAUAGCAAACGAGUCGCUCGCUUCUGUCUCGAGUCUGUCCUCGACGGCGAUGAUGAUGGAUUGAAUGGUGUGCUGUCGCUUCCUGGGUUGGAGGAAGGCUUUGCAGGAGAGCAGCUACGUGAUCUGAUCGCAGCCUUGCAAGAUCAACUAUCCAUGCUGCAAGGCCCACUCUCCACCACCAAGCGUAAAGCCCUGUCAAAACUUCUCAAGCAGGGACUGCAUCCAUACGAUGGCAUGAUCUCACAUCAGGCAACCUUGCGAGCACAAGACCGGCAAAAAGCCGAAGCCAUUCAUCCAAAGCGCGCGAUCCUCAAAACGCCAGCGACUUGGGCUGAUUUGGGCGAAGAGCUACUCCGUCAUCUAAUGGCAGCGCAGCACGGCAAAUCUGUGGACUGCGUGGGUCAAGCAGUUUGCUUUGAUCUCUCCGCUACACAAUCUGGAUCGAUGAAGGUGCACGACCCAUCAAGCUCUCCUGAAGAGCAAUCGCCGCCGCCGAACCUAGUCAACAACACUGCAUUUCCAACGUCGAUAGCAGAGCAGUUCCCAGGUCUGGAUCAUGGAGUACCUACAGUGCAGCCUCAGAUCGCGUUCGCCGACCCUAGCAUGGGUCCUGCGCCCGAUCCAGCGGACGAAGACGCAGAAAUGAUCGACACAUCUGUCGUAGUUCUACCCUCGAGGAAGCGUUCUGGAGACACUGCUGGCCUUAAUGAAGGGACGGAGGAAAGUCGCUCCAAAAGGAGAACCACCCGUGGUCGAGAAUCGAACAUUAACGGCGAAGAUAGUCGCCAGGCUAUCAUCGACGCGAACGCUCGCUGGGAGUUUGAGCAACAACUGAACGAAGUCCAAGCAGCAGAUGAUUGGAUGUUUGAGACGGUGGGUAACCUCUACGAAAGGAUCGGCAUUGUCGGCUUCGGCGCCUGCAGAAAUGUCAGGCAAGACAUGCAAUUGUCAACUACAGAAUCCAGCACACCAUCGCAUGAGGCAGAGCCGUCAAUAUCAGAUUUGAGACAUGCCAGAUCUGAUCUCCAGGCGUUUCUGCAGAAGUACAACAACCAAUUGGCGAAUCUCAUCCUUCAUGGUGGGGAGAAUCUGGACAUCAGCAAAGGUUCAAGCGCCUCUUCAGCGGGAAGCAUGUUUGCGUCAGGGGGCACAUCUAAGAGCAUUGCCAAACUUCCAACAUGUCCCGAUGAUGGUCUUGCAGAGCUGCUGCAGUCGGUCAAUUCGGGCUGGCUGUUGGUCGAAGACGUGGCUUGGCUGUUCAUCCAGGCGAUGUUGCGACCCGGGCUCUCUGUUCAGGGCAACACUUACACUGAAUUCCUCUGGCCCGAGCAUCUGAAGACCAUGAUCGUCCGGACUCUUGUCAACUUCGAUCGCAGUAUCUUUCGUCUAGCGUGCUCCGAACUGGAGGCUCAGGACGAGGCACAACUUAGUCCCGCGAUACUUUCCCUUGCGGAAGUAAUCCAGACAAUCUUCGAGCUGCAUCUCGACAUCUACUGCUUGAUCAAGCAGCCCAAUAGUGGGGUCGAUGAAGAUACCGUCAUAGAGCAAGGAGACCGCUUGCAACGUUGGUCUGAGCUUGCGCGAGAGGUCGUACAGCUGAAUGCCACUAUCGAGGGUUCUGGUCGACUGGAGUCGACACUCAACCUGCGGUUCCUCUGGGCGACCACCUUCAAUAUCGGCGCAUCCUCGGAAGUCUCCCAGGAUCAUGUUAUUGAAUGUAUGCGCGACCUGCGCUCCGUACUUGUGGCAUCCGGACAGCCAGCUAUUUACCUGCAGAACAAUGCGAUCAUGCCUGAGCUGUCAACAUCAGCUCUAGACCGGGAGGUUUCGAAAUUGACGACCAGAGAUUUCUUUCUGAAGGUCACGGAUCAGGACCUCGGUGAUCCCGCUGCUGUCAUUGAGAACCUCGAACCCCUGCUUGAGUCGCUUGAUCCUGCUAUCGCUCUCAAUCCUCUCGUGGCCGACGAUUCAUCAGAGUCGGCAUCGGCGACACUUUCGCAUGUCUCGCCGGAAUUGAUCAAAUUUCUGGAAAGCAGCCACAUUUCCAUCAGGCUUCUCCUAUGGCAGCGCCUUCGUGAUGCAUACUAUGCCAUCGAGUACACCCCCAUGGUGGUGUAUUGCUACUUUCGCAUGAUACGCAUGAUCCUAGGCGAGCUCAAGAGAUUUGAGGUCGUCGAUGCGGAGAGCAGCGAGCGCCAGGUCACGGUUCUGAAGUCGUUCCGCCUUCUUCUGGACAUGGUCAAGAAGUUGUACGAGUUGAUCAACACUUCUGAGAACCCGCUAGAGUGUAUUGAUGAGUCGGGAUUGAGACUAGCGGUGGACAGCUUCGGCGAGAUUCUGCAACUCAUCCAAGUCUUCAAUGUGACCGAGGACGUGAUUCGCGUCGGGCAAGCACAGCCACCGACCCUCGCCAAUGGUAACGCCGCAAGCUCCUUCACCGCGGUCAGUAAGCUGAUGCACGAGGCGCAAGUCCAAAUGUGGAUCAUGCUUUACGCGCUCUUCAAGGAAGCCAUCUCCCAGAAUGCCGAGCUGUUUCCCACUCCUCUGGAAGAUCGGUUCGAUUUCCUCCGGACAGUACAUCGCAACCUAGGGAUCCGAACUAUCUGUGGCAGUUUGAACCGUGCCUUUGUUCGACUGCUCAAAGAAGAGUUCCUGCACAUGAGUCACAUCGAUGGCUACGACAGCGAGCAGGCGCAGACGCUGUACGAUCUCUACGGUUUGAACUGCUUCUUGAACCCUUCCUAUGAGCUCAUCGAGCACGGCUGCACGAAAGAUGCCAUCCUCGACCGCGGAUCAGCAAUGCAGGCUACCGACCUGUUACUCGCGCAAUCUUCCAAGCUAGCAAUGAAGGAUCUGGUGAAGCACACUCUGAAGGACACGAUCGAGAAGGUGCAUGGUGCACUACCCAAGAAGAAGCCCACGGACGCGAUUCUGCGUAACCGAGAUGUCUACCGUACCUAUCUUCGAUCGCCCCUCAAUCCUCUCGACAUUUACAACUGUCUGAAGGGUGAAGGCAAUCAUAUCAUGGCAACGUCAGUUGCGAGAGAGGACGCACCGCUUGCUUCGAAGGGAUGGUACUUCCUGAUGGGCCAGAUAUCGCUCACGAGGUUUCGUUCACAGAAGAGGACUGCCGCGGUACCGACCGAAGAUGUCGACAUCGCCAUUGCAUUCUUUACGCAAGAUCUUGAGUUUGCUAUGGAGCAUUGGGAGACUUGGUUCAGACUGGCCCAGGCUUACGACACCAAGAUCGAAGAGAGUGUCGUCUGGUCGGCCGAGAAGCUCAACACGCAGAUGCCUGACAUCAUUGUGCUUCAAAGAAAUGCGAUUCACUGCUACACGAUGGCCACUGCGUUAGCUCAACGGUCCGCAGACUUUGGAUUCGAGACUUCUGCCAAGAUGACUGAGCUCUACACUGACUUCGCAACACGUCUCUACAGCUCGUCACGAGAGCCAUUCUCCAUGCAAGCAUUUGCUCUCGAGGAUAUUGACAGAUUUGUGUCAAACGAACGUGGUGUCAUCAAAGAGCCGGCAUUCCAGCCGCUGCGGGUGUACACGGCGUGGAAAUUGGCCAGUGUGCUUUUCGGUAGAGCACUCGCCGGCAAACCUGAUAAUUGGAUGCUGCACUAUAUGAUCGGGAAGUGCCUCUGGAAAAUGCACUCCGCGACAGAGUCCGUCAGGCGCCACGACAUUCCUCCGCCUGCGGUCCGCGUGCUGGAAUCUUUCGUGCGUGCGCUUGAACUGCUACCGGACAAGGACAAGAAGGAAUCUCGUGACAGCAAGCGAGAGCCUGUUCUCGAACCCCAUUACAAGCUCGUGACUAUCGUGCACAAGCUGGUCCUUCGAGGUAGCAUAGAUCUGGCUCAGGCUAAAGAAGCGCUCGAUCAUACUCAUCAUGCACGCAAGGAGACAUUCCCGGACAACACGGACGGCUGGCCUGCAUUCAUGGUCGCUGUGCUCAAGAACCUUCGCACUGCGGACAAAUCGAAUUGGUACCACCGAAUGAUUGCUCGCGCCGCACAGAUCGUAUACAGUAUGCCUAGUGCUGAAGUUGCUGGAGCGGGUCGAAACUGGGGGGCAUCUGGUGCGAAGAACGAACUCACACAGCAAAUGUUUACCAAGACCAUGAACUUGCAAGUCUGGCGGCCCGAGAGCGAACGAGCAGGUCGUCACUUCGUCUAUACUGCCCGAUAUACUCGCUUUUUCGUGCAGAUUUUGAAAGAGCUCGGUGACCGGGCCAGCCUUGAGACCUUGGCUAGACGUGUGCGCAAACGCCUUCACGACAUCUUUGAGCACAGUCUCGUGUGGCAAGAUAUCUGCAAUGCAUACCUGGCACUACUGCGUGCUUAUGCCGAGCUCCCCGAAGGCCUAGAGACCUCUACCUUCAGUAACAUCGCCCACGAAGACUUCCUCGCCCGCAAACCAUGUCUGGAGAAAUGGAUGCAGAGCCAGGAUCAGGGCGCGAGCCGCGCUUUGGACGUGCUGCGUGAAGUGCAGGAAUUGAAGAAGAUCAAUCAGUCCUUGAUGAAACCUGGCGCCAUCGACGAUCUCAUCGGCGACUCGUACGCUCACCUCUUCAACACCAUCGGGAAGACCCUCUGGGACGAGGAACGCAGAGUUCAGCAGGAGCAGGAGGAGGAAGCGAGACGACAGCCUCCGCCUGUCGUUAGUCCACCUAGGAACCCGAUGAUGAGCCUGCACCAUCUCAUGAACAUCGAUGGCGCGUCCGAAGCCCCCACGCGGCCAGACCCAGCAGUCUCCACCACCACACCGCAGCCCACAGAGCCCGCUCCCUCUCGACGUAAGACUGGCGUUGGUCGACGGGAGAUCCGCACGUGCGCUGAAGCUGGCUUCCAAAAGUCUACCGCAUCUGGUGGCGCCACC
Molecule: messenger RNA, 5415 nt
Organism: Zymoseptoria tritici IPO323
Lineage: Eukaryota; Fungi; Ascomycota; Dothideomycetes; Mycosphaerellales; Mycosphaerellaceae
Exons: 1
Biological process (GO): chromatin organization
Cellular component (GO): nucleus; HIR complex
Molecular function (GO): protein binding; nucleosome binding
Source: RefSeq, a predicted model, not a curated record